Penicillium waksmanii is the source of this 360-nucleotide messenger RNA. RefSeq lists its product as uncharacterized. The record is from RefSeq and is a predicted model, not a curated record. The transcript has a single exon. The coding region runs from base 1 to 360 and encodes 119 amino acids. Lineage: Eukaryota; Fungi; Ascomycota; Eurotiomycetes; Eurotiales; Aspergillaceae.
AUGACUUUCGACCACCCUGCCUUCUGGAAGUGCGAUUCUUGCGGUCUUCCCGGCGUUCGCCUUUCCUCCACUGGCACCGGCUCCAGCCCAGCAUUCUACAAGUGUGUUCCUUGCAACCGUAACUUGGGAUCCUGCCCUUGCGUCACUCCCGGUCUCCGAACAACCGGCAACUGCCCCUGUGGCGAAGAGAGCGACGCAGAUAUGUCCGACGGCUCAGAUGACCUUUCUCUCCACAAGCAACUGUCAAAUGGUCACAACCCUGAACAGGGAUUCGAUGUUGACUGGGAGUCAAAUUGCAAGCCCGGCUACAUGGUCAAGAGAUUCAAGGCCACUGGCAAGGAGAUCCUUCCCUUCGCUUAA